AUCCAUGUGUGUGCAUGCCUGGUAGGUUAAAUCCAGUUUCUCCUCGUUUCUAUCUCUCUUUCUGCCUGCCUCUAUAACUCACACACUCACACUAGCUUUGCUCUUUGGCAACACACACACACACACACGCACACACACAUAUUAAAACCACACAUUUUCAACAGAGGAUUGUAGUUGGUCCAUUUUUCUGGUGCUUUAAAACUCAAUAUAUCGCCUUCAUGGAGGAUUACCACAAACCUGACCAGCAGACAGUGCAAGCACUGAGGAACAUCGCCAACCGCCUCCGAAUCAACUCGAUCAAGGCAACAACUGGAGCGGGCAGCGGAUAUCCCACGUCAUGCUGCAGUGUGGCAGAAAUCAUGUCUGUGCUUUUCUUCCACACUAUGAAGUACCGCCCUGAAGACCCAAGAAACUUCAACAACGACCGCUUUAUCCUGUCUAAGGGUCAUGCUGCUCCUGCGUUGUACUCCAUAUGGGUUGAAACAGGUUUUCUCAAGGAGAGCGAAUUGCUCAGUUUAUGCCAGGUUGACUCUACCCUGGAGGGGCACCCAACCCCCAAACAACAAUUUGUGGAUGUCGCCACUGGAUCGCUGGGGCAGGGUCUUGGUGUGGCCUGUGGAAUGGCUUACACUGGGAAAUAUUUUGACAAAUCCAGUUACCGUGUCUUCUGUCUGCUGGGGGAUGGUGAGAUGUCGGAGGGGGCUGUCUGGGAGGCCAUGUCAUUUGCCUCCUACUACCAGCUUGACAACCUGGUGGCCAUUAUGGACAUCAACCGUCUUGGCCAGAGUGACCCUGCACCCUUGCAGCAUCAUGUAGAGAAAUAUCAGAAGCGUUGCGAAGCCUUUGGCUGGCAUGCUAUCAUUGUUGACGGACACAGCGUAGAGGAGCUUUGCAAGGCUCUGAGCCAGCCAUGCCACCAACCCACUGCCAUCAUAGCCAAAACCAUUAAGGGCAAAGGCAUUCCAGCUGCAGAGGAUAAGCUGGGUUGGCACGCCAAAACUCUGCCCAAAGACAUGGCUGAGAUGGUCAUGAAGGAUCUGCAGAGCCGUAUCAUGAGUAGCAGCAAGCACCUGUACCCACCUGCUCCUAUUGAGGACUCCCCACCUGUCAGCCUAAGAAACAUCAGGAUGCCAAGCGCACCCAGCUACAAGGCUGGAGAAAAGAUUGCCACGCGGAAGGCAUACGGAAUGGCACUGGCCAAGCUGGGACGCUACAAUGAACGUGUUGUGGCCCUUGAUGGAGAUACCAAUAACCUCACCUACUCAGAGAUCUUUAAGAAUGAGCAUCCCAACCGUUUUGUUGAGUGCUACAUAGCUCAGCAAAACAUGGUCAGCGUUGCGAUGGGAUGUGCUGCCCGAGAGAGGAAUGUGGUAUUUGCCAGCACUCUCGCUUCCUUUUUCACUCGCGCCUAUGACCAGCUUCGUAUGGCAGCAAUCUCAGAAAGCAACAUCAAUCUGUGCGGCUCUCACUGCGGUCUGUCCACCGGAGAGGAGGGCCCUGCCCUGAUGGGUCUGGAGGACGUAGCUAUGUUCAGGGCCCUUCCCACAGCAACCAUUUUCUAUCCCUGUGAUGGUGUGUCUACAGAGAAGGCUGUGGAACUGGCUGCAACCACAAAGGGUGUUUGCUACAUCCGAACCAGCCGCCAAGACUGUGCUAUCAUCUACAACAGCAAUGAGGACUUCCAUGUUGGACAGGCAAAGGUGGUGUACCAAAGCAAGGACGACCAGGUCACUGUGGUGGCAGCUGGAGUGACUUUGCACGAGGCCCUUGCUGCAGCUGAACAUCUAAAGAAAGAGAGGAUCUCUGUCCGAGUGAUUGACCCCUUCACACUCAAACCUUUGGAUGUCAAAACGAUCAUCGACCACACACGUGCUACCAGGGGAAGGAUCCUCACUGUCGAGGACCACUACUACGAAGGUGGUCUUGGCGAAGCAGUGUCUUCAGCAAUGGUCAAUGAGUCUGGCUUCAGUCUGCACCGUCUCGCUGUGUCCCACAUUCCUCGCAGUGGAAAACCCCACGAGCUGCUGAAGAUCUACGGUAUCGACCGUGAUGCUAUUUCCCAGGCCAUUCGCAAGAUGGUCAGCAGCUCUACCAAUGCCAAGUAACUUUCUCCCUGCAACCACCUACCUAUCCAAUUACACCCCUGAAGAUAAGGCUAAGUAGUCAAGUAUGUUUUCGAUUCACAUGGCACCCAACUCUUUGAUUUUGUUCACAGUGAAUACCCCUAAGUGUGUAGGCUACUAAAGUAAUGUGAUUUUGUGCUGUACACAUUAAAGUAGAGUUCCACGUUUGCCUUCCUUUUUGUGUAUUUAUCACCAAAAACUGAGACACACAAAUCCAUGCAACAUGCAUAUCCUCACUGAUAAUACCAGCGUUGUUAUAGACCCGUUUCAAUGACAGAGAUGUGGACAUAACUGACAUUUUCAUUGGUGGAUGCUCACUAUUUAAAAAAAAAUCCGGUAUUACAUGUCUGCUGUGUGAUGCUCUAAUGUGUUCUUAAUGCUCUUGGAUUCAUUCAACUGACAGUGGUUUUAUAUUGUUUUGCUAUAGCUUGUAAUACUGAGUGGGGCAUAGUUUUUAAGUCGGUGUUUAUCAUAGAGUGUGUGUGUCAGACAGAAACUUAGUGAGUUGUUGUUGUGAAAGACAAUAGGAAACAAAGUGAAAGAAAUGUGUACACGUCAUAAAGAGCAGUCAUGCAGAGCCAGAAUUUAAACAUUCAGAUGAUUUGACUUUCAUUUUUGUAGUUUUUAAAUUUAUUUCUAUUCAGCAUUGUCUUUUGUUAUUGAAAUUUCAGUUACCGUAAACCAACACACCUCAGUGUUCAUUUGUGCUCUAGCACUGCUUUUGGACCUCAACAGCAGUGUAAUCUUUACACAAUGUCGAGCAAAGAAGAGCCACCCAGUGCUGAUAGGCGGUAUAGUGGGCUGUGAUGUUGAGUAGCUAGUUACGUCCAGCGUGUCAGCCUAAGAACACUUUCUUUGUUACUUGAAAUUUUGUAUGUACCAUACUUUCAUGUAAUAAAGCCCUCUGCAUUUGACUUUGACCAUUUA
Neolamprologus brichardi is the source of this 3050-nucleotide messenger RNA. It is a transcript of the gene tkta, whose product is annotated as transketolase a. Gene Ontology annotation, biological process: pentose-phosphate shunt, non-oxidative branch. The record is from RefSeq and is a predicted model, not a curated record. NCBI's taxonomy places the organism in Eukaryota, Metazoa, Chordata, Actinopteri, Cichliformes, Cichlidae. Gene Ontology annotation, molecular function: transketolase activity; thiamine pyrophosphate binding. Gene Ontology annotation, cellular component: extracellular exosome; endoplasmic reticulum membrane.